Molecule: messenger RNA, 1423 nt
Organism: Pyrus x bretschneideri (Chinese white pear)
Lineage: Eukaryota; Viridiplantae; Streptophyta; Magnoliopsida; Rosales; Rosaceae
Exons: 2
Coding region: 283-1047 (254 amino acids)
Source: RefSeq, a predicted model, not a curated record
UUUUGAAUUUUGAAAGUCUCUCUCUCUCUUUCUCUCUCUCUCUGGAGGAGUCAGGCCUGCCAAGUUGCCAAAGAAAAGGAGGUAAUAAAGAAAUGGAGUAAAGAAAAAGGAGCACAUUGCCAUCUCCAUCUCUAUCUUUGGUUCAGAAAUUGGAGCAAAAGCAGCUGCAGGGUCCUCCACAUUAUUCUCAUCAACCCAAAUGAAACUUCUUCUUCCUCCUUCUCCUCCUCUUUCUUCCUCUCCCAUCUCAUUAUUCUUCACCUGGACCUGCAUUAUCUGUUCAUGCAAGAUCCAAGUAACUCACAAGCAAGGAAUAAGCCUUGGUAUCAAAGAGCAAUUGAGAUGGGCAGUUUAUGGAGAAGCAUCAGCAAUACUUCCAAGUCCACACAAGUUCCAGCGUCAACUUCAUCCACGCUAUGGAAAACCGCUGUUAAUGUUCGGAGUGGGCACUUGGAAUCGAAAACCAAAACCGAAACACGAACAAAACCAUGCCCGCCUAAUGUCCAAAGUGGUGGCAGUAGUACUACUACUGGAACAAACAAUCACACCUUUUCUGCAGCUUCCAGUUCCAGUUCGUCGAGUUCCAGUAACAAUAAUCUUAGACAUGCCAACAAACUGCGAAAAUGUACCUCUCUAAAGGUUGCCACUUCAUUUACAAGGGUGUGCCUUUGUGCAUCAAUAUCUUCCUACAAUGAGGUUUUCAGAGCUGAGCUUCCCCCAAGAAGAAGCAAUAGUUACCCGAGAACGCGAUCGUAUUCCAAGCCACUUGGUACAACUAGUAGCAGUACUACUGCACAAACACCACAACAAGCAAUGAGCGCAAGACGACAUAGUACCGACCAAGGAAUCAGAAGAGUGUUUCGAGGUAAGUCAUUGACCGACGACGUGUUGAUGAGAAGGUUUGUUGUAGAAGAAGAGGCAAUGAUGCAAGUUAGAAGGAGAAAUCAAAUGGAAGUCAUAAGGAGGAGAAGUGUGAUGAGGAGGAAGAGGCUUGGCCCCAGUCCUCUUAGUAGAAUGGUUAUGGCUCAGGUUCUGGAGGAGGAUUAAAACAUUUUAAACUUUCCCCUCAUUUUCUUUUUGUGCCUCUUUCAUAGUCCUUUUCUCUCUUAUUAUUAUUUGUGGUCAAAAGAAGAAGUGCCACUCUCUCUCUCUCUCUCUCUCUCUCUCUCUAACACAUCUUUUUCAAGAAUUAUGAUCUGAAGAACUUCAACUUGUUUGACCACUGGUCUGGAAUUCGUCACCUUGAAAUCUAGAAAUUUUUCGAGAACGGACUUUUUGGAGCCUGCAUCCUUCGUUUUGUAUUUCUUCUCCAAUGACAACCAUGGUUCUUUGGAUGUCUUGCAGGAUGCAUACACAUUGCGAAGAGUAUCAUCUAGUCCUUUAAAAAUGCACAAUGAGUCCAAGCAUCAAUGACAUUUAUAGU